CACUUGUAGCUUCCGGUUCCGGGGAGGAGCCAAGUUUACUUGGACGAGUAGUUAGGGUCUUGUUGAGCUAGCCGCGAUGGCUGUGACCCAUCUUCUCUUGUUCGGGGGUUUGUGGAGUGUUGUGGAGACGUCCAGUCUGGCUGUCGUUACUUGCGGCUCUGUGGUGAAGUUACUCAAUACGCGCCACAACGUGAGGCUGCACUCACACGACGUGCGCUAUGGGUCAGGCAGUGGGCAGCAGUCAGUGACAGGUGUGACCUCUGUGGAUGACAGCAACAGUUAUUGGAGGAUUCGGGGUAAGACUGACACGGUUUGUGAGAGGGGAACCCCUAUCAGAUGUGGCCAACCCAUUCGUUUGACACAUGUCAACACUGGCCGAAACCUCCACAGUCACCACUUCACCUCACCUCUUUCUGGAAAUCAGGAAGUGAGUGCAUUUGGUGAGGAAGGUGAAGGUGAUUAUCUGGAUGACUGGACAGUGCUCUGUAAUGGGCCUUACUGGGUGAGGGAUGGUGAGGUGAGGUUCAAGCAUUCUUCCACCGAGGUUUUGCUGUCUGUCACAGGAGAACAGUAUGGUCGACCCAUCAGUGGACAAAAAGAGGUACAUGGCAUGGCCCAGCCAAGCCAGAACAACUACUGGAAAGCCAUGGAAGGCAUCUUUAUGAAACCUAGUGAUUUGUUGAAGGCAGAAGCCCACCACUCAGAGCUAUGAGUCUGGAGGUUGUCAGUCACUGUCACCACACAGUGUUCAUAGAUGUAUGCUGCUGAUUUCACCCUGGGAUUCCUGCCACAGCAUCUCAGGACAGUGGACAUGUCACCAUUGAGUUGAAGAUGCAUGACAGAAAACAGUGGCUGUGUAUUUGGAAGUUUCGGCUCCACACCUGAAUGCUUUUUUCUAAAGGUGGAUAAUUUUUUUUCUGAAUAUGGGACUCGCUGGUAAAGGAGCAGAUGCUUUUUAUUCGCGUUGGUUAAACAAAAACGAGGAGACAUCCCUCCUAAAACUGGGAAUUUUUUUACUCCUCAAGUUUGGCAUCACGGAUUAUUCAUGUGUGUAACUCCCUUUUUCCAAAAUGAUAAAGAAUCCAAUUGUUAGCCACUGUUGUAUUAGAUGUACUAUUUCAAAAUAUGAUUAAUCCUUGCGUCCUAAUAGGUAUUGAUAUCAUUCUGAGAUGUUCAAAGUCUUGUUACAGCAAAACCUUUUCUUUUUCUUUUUUUCCCAAUAUUUUGGUUACUCCCAAGUGUUCUUGAUGGGGUGAGUAAACCAUCCACGUAGUGUUCGGGUGCUCCUGCAUGCAUGCAAAUUAUUCACUUUAGCUCUCUGAGCUAUCUCCCUGGCCCCACAUCUAAACUUUUUUUUCUUUCGCAGCACGGGAGUGGGGUAGUACGAAGGGAGACAUCAGAGGAGGCUGGAGGACCCUCCCUGUGAUUCUUGGCCAACUGGCUGGAACUUCAGUGUUAGGGUCCUGCAGUGAUCAGGGGGAUUACCCAGGCCACAGCUCAUAGUGCUGUGGGACCUGUGGGGGAUAUGCAAUACUCAGGGUAUAAUGUGGUACCAAGGAUGGCACUGUGACUGGCAGCAUGCAAGACACUGACCUGCACCCUGUGCUGUGUCUGGCUAAAUUUUUUUUCUUUCACUUAAUCCCCCAGCAAAUCACCUAUCUUACUUUUUUUGUUAUUAAAUAGCCAAUGAAAUGUGGUAUUCUGGAUGUUUCUAUAGUUGAGGAAAGGGUAGCAGUAAGUUACUUACUUACUGCUAAAUAAUUAUGUUAUCUUAACUAUUUAACCUUCGCAGAAGCCUCAGGGUAGAUUUAGAAAAGUAAUUGAUUGAAUUCUUAAAGCUAGUAAAUAAUUUGAUGGGCUGGAUCGGAGAUAUAACUCAGUAGUGGAACACUUGCCUUGCAUAUGAAGCCUGGGUUUGACCACUAGAACUGCAAAAAAUAAAGGUGGGGCAGUGUCAGAGGGAUUGUACAGCAGGUAGGGGACUUGCCUUACAUGUGACUGAUCUGGAUUUGAUGCCUGGCACCCCAUAUGGUCCCCUGGGCCCUCCAGGCGUAUCCUUGAGUCCAGAGCCAAGAGUAAGCCCAGCGUACACCUGGGUAUGGCCCCAAAACAAAAAAACAAAGGAAUCCAGCCGUCUGCUACAUAUUCUUUUUACGUACAACAAUUAUGUUAGUUCCUUUUUACCUACAAUGGUUAUGUUAGUUCUUGGAAGAAAACUACUUUUUGGAGGGCAAGUGUCGGAAUAUCUUUCUCUGAAAGCAAGUGUAGAAAACCUCUUUGGGGGACUGGAGUGAUAGCUCAGUGGAUAGGGUGUUUGCCUUGCACACAGCCGGCCCGGGUUCGAUUCCCAGCAUCCCAUAUGGUCCCCUGAGCACCUCCAGGGGUAAUUCCUGAGAGCAGAGCCAGGAGUAAUCCCUGAGCAUCGCCCGGUGUGGACCCCCCCCCCAAAAAAAGAAAAGAAAACUUCUUUGGUCCUUAAAAGAGAACAUUUAAAUUCCUAGUUGAUUCCAGGUUUGCUUCAUUGUCCGUCAAGCACAGUCAUAGCAAACAUUAUGUGUCUAGAAUCUGCUGGGAUUUCAGUGAUGGAUUUCAUCACACGCAAGCGAUGCUCAGGGGUUAUUCCUGGUAUUGCACUCAGGAAUUACUCCUGGUGGUGCUCAAGGGACCAUAUCGGAUGCUGGGGAUUGAACCUGGUCGGCAGUGUGCAAGGAAAAUGCUCUGCACUAAUGCUCUGACCUCAGCCGUUUUAUUUUAAAGAUUUUCUCAUCCUUUUUUUUUUCCUUUUUGCUUUUGGGUGAUAGCAUUGAACAUUUGGGGGCCUGAGAAAUAGUACAGUGGGUAAGGUGCUUGGGUUCUAUCCCUAGCAUCGCAUAUGGACUCCUUAGCCCUGCCAGCAGUGAUGCCUGAACACAGAGCCAGAAAUAAGCCUGAGCACAGCCUAAAACCAUAAAGUUAAAAAAAAAAAAAAAAAGAAAA
Molecule: messenger RNA, 2976 nt
Organism: Sorex fumeus (smoky shrew)
Lineage: Eukaryota; Metazoa; Chordata; Mammalia; Eulipotyphla; Soricidae
Gene: SDF2
Product: stromal cell derived factor 2
Exons: 3
Coding region: 77-712 (211 amino acids)
Source: RefSeq, a predicted model, not a curated record